UCUGUUGCGCAGGCUUGCAUCAGAGUUCAGACCAAAAGGCAUUUGCGAGAGAGAUGGCUUCCUUCCUCGCGGCCGCAGCGGAGAAGGUUGGUCCGGCCGUGCGACGACAAGCUCUUACGCUGACGGAGGCUGCAGCUGCUAGAAUACACCAUCUGUUGGAGAAACGGCAGCGCCAGUUUCUGAGGCUUGGUGUCAAGGGUCGUGGUUGCAACGGUUUAUCUUAUACCCUCGAUUACGCAGAUGAGAAGGGCAAAUUUGAUGAGUUGGUUGAGGACAAGGGUGUUAAGAUACUGAUCGAUCCAAAGGCACUCAUGCAUGUAAUAGGUACAAAUAUGGAUUUUCUAGAUGACAACCUCAGGUCUGAAUUUAUAUUUAUCAAUCCAAACUCCAAAGGACAAUGUGGUUGUGGGGAGUCCUUUAUGACAACAAGCAAUGCUGGAGCUACGGAAACUAGUGGUAGUUAAGAAUUGUAGCAUUAUUGAUGAAACUAAAAAACAAGAUUCCAAAAUAAUCAAAUCCCUUUGGACAAUCUGGAUUCUAACAGUAACCUUCCAAACUCCUUUUAUAAGCACUGCUGAGGCUUGCCAAGUUAGUCUUUGUAGUUGCUAACAUUGGAUUUGGAGCCACAUUCUUCGUAUAUAUUGUUGCUAACCCCAUCUCAUAAAUAAUUAUAUUUUCCAUAAGGAGUGUACACUUCUAACAUUCUUGCUGUAUUUUUUACAGAAACAAAGCAGUAGUGUAAAUGGGAAGAAUGAGGAUAUUGUUUGUGAGAACUCUUCUAGCUUCUCUGUUUGUUAUUGAUGUUGCAUGGCAAUUUCUUUUUGUGUUAUCCUUCUACAUUAUCUUCUUUCAUCAUGCAUGCCUCGUUGAUACCAUCCUAGAUGGAGCAGUUUGAAUAAUGCAAAUGAUAGUGAUGAUUCUAUUUUCUACUUCAUUUCUUUCUUCAUUUCCGUGACAUGUACAGAAAUCCAGAUUAAGCAGCAAUGUUUAGAAAAGAUA
Molecule: messenger RNA, 999 nt
Organism: Nelumbo nucifera (sacred lotus)
Lineage: Eukaryota; Viridiplantae; Streptophyta; Magnoliopsida; Proteales; Nelumbonaceae
Product: iron-sulfur assembly protein IscA-like 1, mitochondrial
Biological process (GO): iron-sulfur cluster assembly
Cellular component (GO): mitochondrion; cytoplasm
Molecular function (GO): 2 iron, 2 sulfur cluster binding
Source: RefSeq, a predicted model, not a curated record